Molecule: messenger RNA, 1561 nt
Organism: Falco peregrinus (peregrine falcon)
Lineage: Eukaryota; Metazoa; Chordata; Aves; Falconiformes; Falconidae
Gene: LRRC3B
Product: leucine rich repeat containing 3B
Exons: 2
Coding region: 460-1239 (259 amino acids)
Molecular function (GO): protein binding
Source: RefSeq, a predicted model, not a curated record
CUCCCUCCUCCCCGCCCGCCCGCAGCCGCAGCGCAGGGGCAGGAGGCAGCGCGGCGCGGCAGGCACAGCCGCCCGGCCCGCGCCCGGCGCAGGCAGCAGCGCUGGCGGGCGGUGGCUGCGCCCGGGCCCCGCCGCCGGCAGGCUCCGCCCGGCGCUCCCAUGGCGCGGCGGCCCCGCGCCAGGUGAGGCUGCGCCGCCUGUUGCGCCGCUGGGGCGCGGGCCGAGCCGAGCCGAGCCGCGCCGAGCCCCAGCGGCGACACGCCGCGAAGUUUUGCGGGAAAGCGCCGCUCCGCGAUGUGUGCUUCUAAGAAGAGUAUUGACCAUGAGGAAGCCCACGUGUUAGUCAGUUUGUACUAAUCCCACUGAAGAAAAUGAAGCCACGUUUCAGCUUUGCCGACCCUUUUCCCACCACUGUUGGCUGAAUGAGAAAUGGUCGCGUGAUUAUGCUGACACCCCAGCAUGCAUUUGGUAGACCUGUGGUUAACACGUUCCCUCUCCAUGUGUCUGCUCUUACAAAGUUUUGUCCUCAUGAUACUGUGCUUUCAUUCUGCCAGUAUGUGCCCGAAAGGCUGCCUCUGUUCUCACUCUGGAGGUCUGAACGUCAGCUGUAGCAAUGCAAACCUCAAGGAAAUUCCCAGAGAUCUUCCUCCAGAAACAGUCUUACUGUAUUUGGACUCCAAUCAGAUAACCUCUAUCCCUAAUGAAAUUUUUAAGGACUUGCACCAACUGAGAGUCCUCAAUUUAUCAAAAAACGGGAUUGAGUUUAUAGAUGAACAUGCCUUUAAAGGGGUGGCAGAAACCUUGCAGACUCUGGAUUUGUCCGACAACCGGAUUCAAAGCGUGCACAAAAACGCUUUCAACAACUUAAAGGCCAGAGCCAGAAUUGCAAACAAUCCCUGGCACUGUGACUGCACACUGCAGCAGGUGUUGAGGAGCAUGGCCUCCAACCAUGAGACUGCCAAUAACGUCAUCUGCAAGACUUCUGUGCUGGAUGAACACGCGGGGAGACCGUUCCUCAAUGCUGCCAACGAUGCUGACCUCUGCAACCUUCCUAAAAAGACUACCGAUUAUGCCAUGCUGGUCACCAUGUUUGGCUGGUUCACCAUGGUGAUCUCGUAUGUGGUUUAUUAUGUCCGGCAAAAUCAGGAGGAUGCGAGGAGGCACCUUGAGUACUUGAAAUCCCUGCCAAGCAGGCAAAAGAAACCAGAUGAAGCUGAUGACAUUAGCACUGUGGUAUAGUAUUCUGAAUACAAUGACUGCCUUUGUGAUGGAGACUGGAUUUGGAUGACGUGAAACCCAGAGGUUUACUUCUAACGUUCAUUGUAACAUUAACACUUUGGGGUUGGGGUUUUUUUUCCUGUUUAACUGAAUUACACCACUGUUGAGCUUUCUAACAGAAAGUUUUGUCCGGGUGGUAUACUUUAAUUAUUUCUCUGGUGGUAUCCUAAAGCAAGUGAACUAAUAUGUAAACAUUAGUUUAGACCCAUUCCACUAUUUAAUAACGAAAUUUAUUUUUUUAAUUUAAAAACCAAAUAAAAGCUUAAAUUUGAACCAUGUAAAA